AUGUACGCUGUGCAUCAAACGUUAUAGGUACAGCUAGAGAAACAGUGAACGUAUUUCGUGUGAUAAAAAUGAAUUCCAAAGUGUAUAAGUGGUGUGCAGUACCUCAGUGUAAAAACACAUCAAUAAAAACACCCGACAAGGUGUUUGUACAUGUGCCAAAUAAGAAAAUAAUAAGAGAUAAAUGGUUGAAGCUCGCACGGCGUAACCCGAACGACGUAGUCACUAAUUCACCACUUUAUUUCUGUGAAGACCACUUUGAUUUGCCAAAUGAUAUGGAAAAUUAUAUGGAGUAUCAUGUAAUGGGGUCCGUAUCACAAGUUCGCACGAAACCAGGAUGUAUGCCCAAAAAAUUUAUUUGCCAAUUAGCCAGAAGACAAACAUCUGACUCAACAGAUCAACCCUAUAUAGCUAAAAAACGAAAAGUUAUGAUUCUUGAAGAAUGUGAAAGGCAAUUUAAAGAGAAAAAUACAAUGGGAUCCUCACGUCAUGUCUCGUUGGAGCAAAUGAACGCAUUGAUCGACUUUAUGGGGCAGCAUGUAGGAUUUGCAACGGGGAGUUUUAGAUCGUUCGAAGCGCGGCACAUAUCGAAACGUCUUUGGGAGGAGCUCACCAAUACCCUCAACGGUUGUCGCGGCGGCACAAAGAAGAACUCUGAUGGUUGGAGUAAGUACUGGAGUGAUUUUAAAAAUAAAUUAAAGAAUAAACUGAGAAUGCUAAAGAGGAAGGGUUCAGCGUCAACUAAGAGUGUUAGGCCAUUAACAAAACUGGAGAAGAGGGCUCUUGUGAUAUUGGGACCACAUUUUGAGAGGAAGAUAUCUGGAACAGAUGCAGACAGUGAUAAUAUUCUUCUCAGUGAAGUGGAGGUGAAGCUGGAGGCAUAUCAAGAAAAUGUAUCCAAUGACUUCAAUAAAACAAUGAGCGAUGCCAGUGAUAGGUUGUCAGGAGCCGAGAGGGAGAUUGAUGAAAGUGUGGAAUCUAGUGAUGACGAGCAAGUUGAGUUAUCAGAAAAUAACUACAGUGAAUCAUUAGCGCAUAAUUUGUACCCCAAAUGGUUAAUAGAGAUAGAAAAAAAGCGCGCCAACGCCGAACUGUUGCGAGCGAAAGCCGAGGAGCAGAGAGCGUGUGUGGCAGCGAAGACGGCAGACGCAGCCCUAGUGCAGGCAGAGGCUUUGAAGAAACUAGCUGAUGCUACGUCAACGCAAGCCGACGCCCUAAUGAGAAUAGCUAUGGUAUUAGAAAAUAGAACACAAGGAGACAUGCUGUCAAUAUAGUCUAGACAUGUAUAGCUCGGUCUAGAAUACUCGGCUGAUUGUCUAUGGUUAACCUAAAAGGUAAAAGCGUAUAGCUAGUUCAAGGUAUAAUCAUUCUCCUGUUUGGACUAACGGUAUAUGCUAGGGCACUAGUGAAAGAUAUGUUGAUGAUGUCAGCCAGGUGUCUGACUAUAUACAAGUGCCCAAAUUAGAGGCUAAAUGCAGAAACUAUGUUGU
Achroia grisella is the source of this 1487-nucleotide messenger RNA. RefSeq lists its product as uncharacterized. The transcript has 7 exons. The coding region runs from base 69 to 1271 and encodes 400 amino acids. The record is from RefSeq and is a predicted model, not a curated record. NCBI's taxonomy places the organism in Eukaryota, Metazoa, Arthropoda, Insecta, Lepidoptera, Pyralidae.